AUUACAGCUGUUGUUAGAACAGAUGGAAAAGGCUUUGGUUUCUUGUGUUUGGUGAUUUUUAUUUCAUUUUGUAAACUCCAGAAAAUAGUUGUAAGACAAAGCCCUAAUUUGAUACAGAUGUUUUUAACAGUAUAAGACAGCAUAUGGCACACAAGCAUUGUUUGUUAAUCAUGAGUAGAUAUGGCAGCGAGACUUCCUUCAUCCAUCUCAUGGAUGUAUUUCACAUCAGAGGAUUCACACUGCUUUAAGAACACAAAGCUGAAAACACAUGAGAGCACCAUAUUUGAAGUAACCUGUCCUCUUUACUUCCUCUCACACAUUUUCAGAGGUGGUCUUUGCAGGCUGAAUGCAUGCACACUCUCUGGUUUUGGGUCACUACUCAGAGCUUAUUACAGACAGUAUAAAAGGCCCAACAUCUCCCUCCCCUCCGUGUCCCCCCAAAUUGCUGAGCAGAAUAAUGAGCAGUAAACAAGUGGAGUAGAGGCAGAGGGAGAAGAGGGGGUGUCCAACUUGAACUGAGGGGUGACAAAAGAGGGGGUGUCUCCACAGCGACUGAGUCGAGCUGUUUGAGUCACAUGGCCUCGGGUUUCUAUUGAGAGCAGUAAGAAGAGGCUUGAAGCUCAAUCUUUAGUGCAUGUUUUGGAAGCCAAUGGCAGCAGCAUGAGUGGAGCCCAACUGGACGGAGCAAUGACGGCAGACAGCCUCCAUCUGAACGAGACGGCAGCUCUGGGGCUACAUGACCAGGAGAUCAACACAGCUCUGUUUGAGUUCAAAGUGUUUAACAUUGUCCUCAUCACCCUGGCCUUGUGUGUUCUCACUGUCACCGGCCUGUACUGCAUCACUGUCUGCUACAACCGCACCAGGCAGUCAAAGAGAGCCCAUGUGUAUGAGAGUGCAGUGACCCGAGGCGAGGCGGCUGACCCCGUGGCUGUCAAAGCAGUGAAGCGCUCCACCAGCUUCAUCAACCCUCUUGCCUUCUUCAGGAAACCUGAGGCAGCAAAGGACAAUUCGAGGAUCUACUACAUCUACAGCAACCCGCUGCCUGUAGGACUGAAGGAGGAAGAGGAGGAGGGGGGGACUAAAACCCCGCAGGGACCAGCGGAGGGGCAAACUGCACUGACGCUGCCAUUGUCGUUUCAAGAGUACGCCAACGAUCCCAACAGCGGUGUCACCCUGGAUCCUCCGAUUUUUUACAUGCAGCUUUAGAGGGUGGAGAGUUAUGGUGUGGGGGUAGGGGGACUGUUAUGAACUGGAUAAACGAGACACUAGAAUCUGAAAGGUCUGAAGCUGGACCCCUGAGACCGUGUCUGUCAAAGGUUAUGUUACAAUGUAUAGGCCAUUAAAGGGACACUCCACCAAUUUUACAAAUUGAAUUCAGUUUAGUAGUCAUGGGGGAGCAACAUUCUCACUGCAACCUCGUCACAUAUUGACAUUUAUGUCAAGUUCUACCUGUUACAUACAUUGUCCUCUUUCAAAACAGACUUCUGUUUUCCCAGGAAAUUUAACGUUUACAUGCAGUCUCCUUCAAAAUAAAUGCUCUACAUGUGUACAACACUGCGAAUUUAAGUUUUUUUCCUUCAACAAAAAACGCACAUGGUUAGGUUUAGGAAAAAACAACAGGGUUUGGCUUUAGAAUCUUACGGAACAUGAACACUGCUAUCUCGGGUGACAGUCGGUGUUUGUUGGACUCAUCCACCACCACUCCCAUCCGCCCCAGUCAGACCUUUGCCGUCUUGACUUUCGUUCUUGUCCCACUGCGUUUCACCCUGACGGUGCCGGGCAACCUUCAACUAUAACAGCAACCGGCCGUGUAUCAUGCUGACGUUAAAGGACGCCUUUUUUCGUUGGUUUCUGACGCCACAAGUCACUGGCCAAGUGUCAGAUUUCGAUGACUUCGAAGUGAGACUGGGCUCGGGGGAGCAUUACUCAGCCUGUAAAAAACAGUUGCAUAAUGUCUUCUGUAGCUCAAGUCUGAGAAAAUAACCCUGGUGAUGUCAUAGUGAUAUCACCAGGGUUAUCACAGCAUAGGCUUUGAGACUAUGAAUUUAUAACAGAUAGCUUAAUGGGCUACCAGGUCAUAGUCUGCGUGAAGUUUGAAAAAUGUGGCCGUUUACCAGGAGAGGAACCUAAGACCUUAUCAAGUUGCAUUAUGGGAUAUGUGAGAUCCAGUGUUUGAAAGCUUUGCCCAUACACGGUACUAAAACUGAGCAUUUUCCAUCCACUUUACAAUUCCUUGAUUUUAAAGAUAAAUAAUGAAUUACUGGCAUACCCCUUUAAGACCCUAACCUUCUCUUUCAUAACAAACUACUCUGAAGUUAAAACAUUUUCUGACUGUUGCUGAAUAAUUCACUGAUUCAAAUGCAAAAGCGAAGAAGAAUUUGUAUAUGGUACUGGAUCAUGACACUGCAUCAGAUUCUACUGUAAGGAAAUACCUUUCUUGACAUCACUGGCUAGAAGUCUUAGUCAGUAGAAAGUGUAAGAACAGUUCUGUGUCCCUAAAAGAUUAAGCCAGUUUACUCCUGGGACAGCUGAGACAUGUUACUCCUCACACCUGUGUCUAUGAUGUGUGUCCAGUUGACCACUUGUGAUUUUGUUAGCUGUUGUUUGAUAGCGGCUGUGUCGAUACAGCUGGAGGAAUCGCUGUCAACAGAAUUCAACAAUGGGGAAGAUUGCAAGCUAGCAAACACUGAUGUAAACAACGCAGGAUUUUAAAUAAUUUAAAAACAUCAUUGCAAAUGUUUUAUAAAAUGGAAAAUGCAUUUAACAUGAUUGCAAGGCUUCAAGAAUACAAACAAUGCAAUUUGAUGAGAAGCACUGAAUUUGAACAGAAGACUCAACGGGGUACCUUUAAUCUGAAAGGUGCAAAAUGUAAGAACAGAAUUAUGCUGCCAGUUACAUAGAGACCUGAUAAUCAUGUCUAAAGCUGUAAUUGUGGAUUUCUUCUGUAAAUGCGUGUUAAUGUUUGAGGGCUAAUGUCUGAAUACUGUACAUACUGAUGAUGUUAUGCUCACACUCAAAGCAGGUUUGUAAGGCUGCCAUAGUUCAGCACAUGCUGAUUACGUUGGAGGCACAAAGUAGUAAACAUAGAAAAGUUAUUCUCGAUUUUUUUUUUUUUUUUUUUUUUU
Epinephelus fuscoguttatus (brown-marbled grouper) is the source of this 3125-nucleotide messenger RNA. RefSeq lists its product as uncharacterized. The record is from RefSeq and is a predicted model, not a curated record. The coding region runs from base 661 to 1206 and encodes 181 amino acids. Lineage: Eukaryota; Metazoa; Chordata; Actinopteri; Perciformes; Serranidae. The transcript is spliced from 3 exons.